UUCCCAGUAUUCCAUUAAAUCUCACUGUAAUUCACCUCCACACCAGUGUGUGCGCUGUUCACGCCCUGCUGGUUAAUCUGGCCCUCUUUGUCCUUCUAUACUCUGCCCAUGGAUGUAUUAAGAGAACCCUACCCCCGCCCUCACUGCUACCAUUUGAAAAAAAGCGGCGGGAGAUGAGUCGGAGAGUUAGAGCAAAAGCUUCCAAAAUAUGGGAAUACGAUAUUUCAUGCCAACUGGUAAAAAAGUUGUCUGUACUUCACUUGGAAACACACAGAAGUUGUUCGAGAUGUACGGAGCGUUUUUUCUCUCCUCCAUAUCUCCUCCGGAGCUCCAAACAUGCACACACAGAAAAGAAAAAGACAACGAAGCAGUCGCCGUCUUCACAACUCUGAGACAAACUGUAGCAGGCGCUAUGAACCGGAGCAAGGACUAACCUCGCCUCAUAACAAGGCUGUGACCUAUAUUUGCUCGGAACUAUGUCUGCAAGUCCAGAUUUACAUGACGCUGAUAAUGAUGCCAUUGUGUCUGCCUGUAAGACAUAUUACGAGACAGCACGCAGGAGCUUCAGGUAGAAACAACCAGGUGUGGCAUCGCGGGCAGAAGCUGUGAAGAGUUCAGCUCGGAGUCGGUCAAGAAGAAAAGAGGCUGCUGGAAGCGAGACAGUGCUGCCUGCGGGUGAGGUGGUAUUUGGAAGUGCGCCACCAUAGAAAUACAGGACAACGCACCACAAACGUCUGCUAAAUGGACCGAAUUCAGACCGAAUGCUACUGGCCGCGGGUUAGACUCUGUCAGGCUGGUGAAUGGGACCAGUAUGUGCUCAGGCAGACUGGAGGUGAAGACUAACUAGUCUACCCAGCGCUGGUCCUCAGUGUGUGAAGAUGACUUUGACCAGCAGGAUGCAGAGGUGGUCUGUAGGGAGCUUGGCUGUGGGCCUCCUUCAGUCCUCCAGGGGGCGCUCUAUGGAGAAGUGGAGGCUCCAAUGAGGACCAAAGAGUUCCAGUGUGUAGGCCAUGAAUCUGCUCUCCUGGACUGUAGAAGCUCAGGCUCAGAUAGAAACACCUGCUUACCUGGAAAAGCUGUUGGACUCACCUGCUCAGAGCCUGAUGCUGUUAGGUUGGUGGGAGAAGCCAGUCGCUGUGCAGGAACACUGGAGGUGAAAUAUCAGGGAGAAUGGAGACCAGUGAGGUACCGUCACUUUGGCUGGACCCUGAAGACAUCAGAUGCUGUCUGCAGAGAGUUAGACUGUCGCUCUGCUGUUUCUGUAGGAGAGAGAAAAGAGUCCUCAGACAGACCUGUGUGGUUGAUCUGGUCUGACUGUGUUAAGUCUGGAUCUGCUCUGAGGGAGUGUGCAGGAUCAUAUUAUUCUUCUUCCAUCCUGAAUCUCACCUGCUCAGACUCUGUCUGGCUGGUGAAUGGGACCAGUCUGUGCUCAGGCAGACUGGAGGUGAAGACUAACCAGUCUACCCAGCACUGGUCCUCAGUGUGUGAAGAUGACUUUGACCAGCAGGAUGCAGAGGUGGUCUGUAGGGAGCUUGGCUGUGGGGCUCCUUCAUUCCUCCAGGGGGCGCUCUACGGAGAAGUGGAGGCUACAAUGAGGACCAAAGAGUUCCAGUGUGGAGGCCAUGAGUCUGGUCUCCUGGACUGUAGAAGCUCAGGCACAGAUAGAAACACCUGCUCACCUGGAAAAGCUGUUGGACUCACCUGCUCAGAUCCAUCAGAUCUAUCGGAUCCAUCUGAUCCAUUGGAUCCAUCGGACCCAUCAGAUCCAUCGGACCCAUCUGAUCCAUCUGAUCCAUCUGAUCUAUUGGAUUCACCACCUUUUAUCAUCACAGUAGUCGUCCUGCUGAUGUUGGUGAUCACUGCCCUUUACUUCUACUACAAGGCCUGUAGGGGGAAGCAGUCAGACAGAAAGGAGGAAAUUGAGCUGUACCUGCAGCUGAAGGAGGGCUGACUGAAGAGAAAGGAGCUCACAGAGCAGAGUAGCACCUCCAAGGAUCAGAAUAUGACUAUAAAACGGCAUUUUUUUAAUUUCUGUUUUCUCGUGAUUUUAUUUGUUGUUAUAGGAAAUAGAAAAUCAAAA
Messenger RNA from Perca fluviatilis (European perch), 2080 nucleotides. RefSeq names its product scavenger receptor cysteine-rich type 1 protein M130-like. Gene Ontology annotation, cellular component: membrane. Lineage: Eukaryota; Metazoa; Chordata; Actinopteri; Perciformes; Percidae. The transcript is spliced from 10 exons. The record is from RefSeq and is a predicted model, not a curated record. The coding region runs from base 980 to 1951 and encodes 323 amino acids.